AUGGACGCCCGCGCCACCAUCCGCCAAUCCGCCCCCGUCGACGUCUCCAGGCCCUAUGCCGCCAGCGCGCUGCGCGGCAAGACCAUCGUCAUCACGGGCGGCGCGCGCGGGCUCGGCGCCGCCAUGGCCACCGCCUGGGCCGCGCACGGCGCCCACGUCGUCGUCGGUGACGUCGACGACGCCGCCGGCGAGGCCCUCGUCGCGGGGCUGCGCGCCGCCCGUCGCGACGACGCCGCCGUUGCCGCGUGCGUCUACCGGCGCUGCGACGUGACCGAUUGGGCGCAGCAGGUGGCGCUGUUCGAGGCGGCCGUCGCCACGAGCCCGCGCGGCGCCGUCGACGUCGUCGUCGCCAACGCGGGCGUCCUGCUCGUCGACGAGGGCAUCCGCUUCGAGGAGCCCGUCGCCGCCGACGCGGGCCCCGGGCCCGGCACCCUCCCCCGCCCCAGCACCGCCGUGCUCGACGUCAACGUCGUCGGCGUCGCCUACACGGCCCACCUGGCCCUGCACCACCUGGCGCGCAACCCGCGCCCGGACCGGUGCCUCCUGCUCGUCGGCUCCUUCGCCUCCAUCGUGCCGCUGCCCGGCCAGGCGCAGUACACAAUGUCCAAGCACGCCGUUGCCGGCCUCUUCCGCUCCCUGCGCGGCACCGCCGCCCUGCGCUACGGCAUCCGCGUCAACAUGGUCGCCCCGUACUAUGUCGGCGGCACCCGCAUGUUGCAGCCCCUCAUCGAGGCGGCCUACCUGGCCGGCAGCGCGGGGCCGGCCUCGGUCCCGGACGUCGUCGACGCCGCCACCCGCCUCAUCGCCGAUGUCUCCGUCGCCGGCCGCGCCCUCGUUGUCGGGCCCCGCCUCAAGUCCGCACCGCCCGGCGAGAUCCCCGUCGCCGACGCAGAGGGCCACGGCCAGGGCAGGGCGGCGUGGGAGUGCUACGCUCACGACUACGACGAGGUCGAGACCUUUACCUGGCGCUACGUGCGCCUGCUCAACGUCAUAGCUACGGCCCGGGGUUCUUGGGCGUGGAUACGCGACCUGUGGAGCAUAUUCCGCCGGAGUUGA
This is a messenger RNA of Hirsutella rhossiliensis, 1056 nucleotides long. Its product is annotated as short chain dehydrogenase domain-containing protein. Bases 1 to 1056 code for a protein of 351 amino acids. Gene Ontology annotation, molecular function: oxidoreductase activity. NCBI's taxonomy places the organism in Eukaryota, Fungi, Ascomycota, Sordariomycetes, Hypocreales, Ophiocordycipitaceae. The record is from RefSeq and is a predicted model, not a curated record. The transcript has a single exon.